GAACAACCGAUUUUAGAACCAGCUGAUAUUAGAAUCAUUAUUGAACUACUUUUGGUUUUCUAAGGUAUUUAAUAAUAGAGCAUCAUGUCUAACAUUCUCUCUGUGUUCAACCCACCGCCUUCGCGUCAAUUAGAUACAAACGAGGUGAAUUGUCUCCCAUGUACUUUCAUACAAUCCAUGUUUGCCACUGGAGGUGGGAUCUACCUUAACUCUAAUAUUCCAUUCAAGGGCACAGAUGGUAAGGUAGAUUUCAAGAAGCAUCCAAUUUGGUGGCAAAAGUCUGUGAGAGGUAUAGGUAUACUACUUAUUGGUUUGGGUGCCUAUAGAUUUGGAGAAGUUGCACAGAUGGUAUAUAGGGAUAAGUUUGAAUAAAUGUACA
Molecule: messenger RNA, 379 nt
Organism: [Candida] anglica
Lineage: Eukaryota; Fungi; Ascomycota; Pichiomycetes; Serinales; Debaryomycetaceae
Source: the annotation of a GenBank genome assembly